GACUAGUACGAUGCGCUCUGGCUUAACCUGAUUGGUGACAUUGUACAUUAUAAUCAGUAUUAUGGCCAGGUCCGUACGGGCUAGUCGCUGCCGCUCUGAUAAGUGAAACCGCAAACAAAGUAUAUUCAACGCGACUUUAACAGGAAAAUGUGCAAUUUAAUUUUAUAUAUUUCUAUACAACUAUAAUUAUGAAUACACCGAAUUUAACACACCUAUUCAUAUAAUGUGACACUAUACAAAAUGUGAUUCGAUCAAUGACAUGUUUAUAUGCAUAUGUAUUUGAUCUAGCGAUGAAAAACUUAUGGAGGAAGCUGCUAGUCCUGGUAGCGAUGCUAGUAUGCUUGAUAACAACGUCUGAAUCGGAAGCUGUGCUGAUAUACCCAAGGUGCAAACCUGCUGCCAACUGCGAAGAACAAGCAUUUCAAUCUGGGACUAAAUAUUAUUACAAUGUCACAGGCACAAGAGGACAGAACGGUACCCCAGCCAACCAGCAAUUAAAAGUAGGAUGGGAUAUGGAGAAGAAAGCAUUGUCAAUAUGUUGCAACUGCCGUCCUGGUGAUCAUGGGCUGGCGGUCGACGAUCCUGCUUUGCCGGCAAUGCCGAGGCCCACAGUCAUAAAAACCUUAGAAUUUGUCGGUUGUUUAGUUCCAAAGGUCUCGUACAACGAUGCAAUAAAAGCACUUAAUAUUACAUUUUCAUGUAACGAUUGUGAACUUACAUUGUCUGCAUUACCUGCGGAACCACGCCUAGAAGGCUACCAUCUGAAAGGGCUUGUAAUAAAUAAGCUUACAAUUACUGCUUUAUCCGAAAAUCCAACCACACGCCCUAAGAAGGAUUUUCUAAAUGAAUUGAAAGAAUUGAAAAAUUUAGAGCUUAAAGAAGGCGUAGAACUUGAGGAGGAGUUUAAAACACUUCUACCAAAAUCACUUGAAGCACUAUUGCUGUUUAACACUCAUCUGCUGCUGCCGCCUGUAAAUACAACGAAAAAAUACAAUCAAACUCACUGGCUGCAGCGGCUGCCCUCUUUGAAGUAUCUUACACUAGCGGAAAAAAACACUAAAUUACUGAAAAGACCGGUGGUACUACCGCCUCUAGCCUCUUUUCCGAAACUAACUACCUUGAUAUUGACGGAUAUUUUGCUAGCACCAAUGCCUGAUAAUGCAAAAUGGCUGAAAGACUCGAAUCUGCAAAAUCUCAUGAUUAAUAAUUGUGGACUAGAAAAGCUGCCGCAUGAUUUCUUCAAAGGUGCCAAUAUAACUAGAAUUUACCUUAAGCACACAACAUUGGGAUCUUUGCCAGAUGACGUGUUUGCUCCUCUAGAGUCAAGUUUACAUGAAUUAGACCUUUCAAACAAUCAAUUGAAAGGACCAGAUCUGGUGCGCGCCGUACAGUCGCUGAAGGAGCUUAAGAUUCUGAGGGUCAACAACAACCCUCUGGGUUCGCUGUGUGGAUCUGGCCAAUAUUAUUAUAAAGUUGAAUCAGGGUUGCCGAAGAAUCUGCGUCGCUUAGAACUGCGCAACACUAAUGCGACGCGAAUCUGUAGCGAUUGGACCGAGAAUGACUACCUCACUGAAAUAUAUCUGGACAAGAAUAACAUACAAUUUCUAUGGUACAGCAAUUUGAAAAUGAGACGUGCUGAGAAAAAGCCAGUAAAGCUUAGUUUGAAAAAUAAUGGCAACAACAAAAACCCAUUGAAAAUUUUCAUCAACAAAAGCGACUUCAACCAAUGUCGGCAUGAAAGUUUAUCUCAAAAUGGUGGAACUCGUAAGCGCGUACAAGUUAACCUAAUACUGAACUCGUUAGCAUGUGACUGCAAUGCGUACUGGCUUCGCGAGUUGCUGCGCGGUUGCUCGCUAUUUACGCCAGAGGAGCCUAAUCGUGUAAAAUGCACGAGGCCAUCCGGGAUAGCAGUGCCACUUACCGACUACCGUGAAAGCUUAACUUGUUCGUACAGUGGUCCCUGUCCUUCAGUAUGUUCGUGCGAGAAACGGCAGCCCGACAACGCGACGGUGGUGCGGUGUGCGGGUGCGCUGCCACCGGCUCCAAGCUGGCCGCCGGACGCACCUGGCUACCCGGUAGCGUUGCAUGUUGCGCCCGGGACACUGGCUGCUGUGCCGCGCCUCAAGCUCGUAGAACUGCAUGCCCCUAAUAACAAUAUAACAAACAUUGAUAAAGAGGACAUACCUGAAACCUUGCGUGUCCUCGACCUUCGAAACAACAGCAUCGCGCGCAUCACAUCGGCGGCAGCGAAGGCGCUCCUGAGUCUGAGCGAACAUGUCGGCUACAAAGUGUCGCUCGCCGGCAACCAGCUCGCCUGCAGGUGCGAAGACGAAUUUGCGAUCGCGACGCUUCAACGUGCUAAGAUAACCGAUUGGAAUAGGACGCAGUGUGUUGACCGUCACUAUGUUGUCGAUAAGAGGAAACUAUGCAGUAAUGACAAAAUGCUUCCGACAAUGCUUGGAGUCAUAGGCGCUUUGUUUAUUUUGACAUUAGCAGCACUAUUUCUUCUUUGUUUACGGCCCCGCAUUAAUCAAUUCCUCUUUAAUCAUGGUUUAUGCUUAAAAUAUGUCCUGAAAGUUAAAGAUAGGGCUGAUGAUCCUAUGAAAACACACGACGUGUUCAUAUCGUAUUCUCAUAAAGAUUUGGAGUUUUUCAAAAAAUUGAUUGAAAAACUUGAGAGAUACGGCCACUCCACCAUAGAACACUGCCGUGAUUGGCUUCCAGGACAAUCAGUAAUUCAGCAGAUUACUGACUCCGUAAUUAGCGCACGGCGAACUCUGCUGCUUGUGUCCGAUAAUUAUGCUGAAUCAAAGUGGGCUCUAGAAGAGUUCCAUGCCGCGCAUGCACAUGCUAUGGAGCACGGGUCAGCUCGCGUGAUAGUAGUACUAUGUGAAUUACAAUCACUUAAGAAAUUACCAGAGGAACUUCAACUUUACCUUAAACAUAACACGUAUCUUGACUGGAGUGAUCGUUACUUCUGGGACAAGCUGCGGCGAGUCAUGCCCCAGCCACGGGUUGUCCCACCGUCUGUAAAAGGGCAAUCAUUACACGAUAAAGCAGUCACACCUUCCCGAGAAAUAAUUGCCGAUCCUGCCUUGUUGUUAUCGCGGUUAUCUUUGGAUAAUGACCUACCACUUUCUAAGCUGGUACUAGUCGCACCCGUAUAUCAAUCUCAUGAUAGCUCGCAGGAGUCGUCAGGACAAGCUUCGCCCGUUACCCCAGUAGUAACAGAACCCUCACAACUUGGUAUCAAUGAUAAACCAAGUUUCUGUAGUAUUAAUGUAUCAACUCUUGCGUCGAAUAUCCUGCGGGAAUUACCAGCGCCUGUGUUUCAAGCUGCUGUACCCAGCGCUUGUUAGCAAAAAUAUUUUCCAGUGACUUAAGUAUGUAAAUUACUAAUUUAAAAUGCAUUUAUUAUUUAUAUAGAUAGAUAGUAAGAAGUUAGUUACAUUUUAAGAUUCUAUAAGGGAUCAACCAUUAAUGAAUGAAUUAAUAACAUCCCACAAAAUUUCGAUUUUUUAGACCCCCUCUCCCUCUCCCUCAAACACUUUUUCAUGGGCAAAAGAUACGUCUUAAAUACGUACUGUCGCACUUGGCAUGACCCCCUCCCGCCCCUUGUAAUGUUGCUGUGACGUAAUAUGUGGAUGAACCCUAAGUAUCCAUCUUCAAGCCCUUAAAUAUGUACCUACUUAAGAUUUAAGGAUUAGCGUUUGCCCCAAAAACUUUAUAUUUGGUACCAUACCGGUCCUUUCUUCAGUUUAAAAUUUAAAUAUGUAUGCAAUUAAAUAUUAUGUAAUUAAACAUGUUCAGCCUGACAUAAUUACGAUGGUGUCGAUACUCCCGUCAAUUUUUCAGCGUCAAGAGUUAUUGUACUUAAGCCAAACAAAAAUUAAAGUAGGUAAUUACUUGGGUAUUUUUAUACAUACUAGCUUAUUUGCUUAGUAGUUUAGUCUCUAAUUUAUUAAAAAUGUAAAUACAUAUUUGAUUUAAGUGGUCAUUGUUCAAUUUGUUCAUUACACGAAUAAUUAAUUACGUAGGUAAUUGUAUUGAUUAGUCAAGUGAGAUGUUUAUUUAUGGGGUUUUGUCAUAUUAGUUCAUGAGGAUUUUCCUCACUCAUUAUCUCCGUGUGUAAAUUGGUCGUAGAAACAAUAGUUAAUUUCUAAAUUAGCGUCAUGGGAUUCGUGGGUUUAAUGAUAAUGAUAGCGAGCGUUGAGACGAUUUUAAGAACUUUCCUCGUUGUUUUUAUUUUUAUUUUAUUGGUAAGUACAACGUUUCAAAGUUAAUUGAUAAUACCCGGGCACUAAAAUAUAAUGCGUAAUAAAAUUAGUUCGGGUAUUUGUCAUGUAGUCCAUUUGUUUUAUCGGAGUAGGUAGGAAUAUAUAAAUAACUCGCGCCAACCAAAGCGUUAUUAAUGUUAUUAUCAUACAUUACCGAUACGGCGAUAUAAUUAACAAAUGUUACCAGCAAAUGUAAUAACAGAAUCUUCAGCUGUAACUAGGUAUAUAAACGACGUAAAAACGUUUAGUAAAAAGUGUUACAAAUAUGUAUAUUAUAUUUACCAUACAUAUAAUAAAGCUAAUUAAUAACAUCAUAAUUCAUGUUUAUAAAUUUGAUAAGUAGGUAAGUACCUACAUAAUGAAUUUAAGUGUUUCGCCUUUUCAUCUUAAUCAAAUAAUGUUAGAAAAAUAAUAUGUACAAGUUAGAAAAGCAGUAAGUGCCUUAUCAUAACAAUGGUCAUUACAUCUAAGUUUAACACAUUUAUGAAAUAUACAUAUUUAUCUUCUGGUCUCGCUCAAAAAGUGAAUAAAAAAAUUUGUGCAUCAGUUUUUUUAGGGUUCCGUACCCAAAGGGUAAAACGGGACCCUAUUACUAAGACUUCGCUGUCUGUCCGUCCGUCCGUCCGUCCGUCCGUAGUGGCCUAUCCCACAAAACUUACAAUUACAAUUUUACAAGUGUCAAGUUACAAGUUUGUAAUAAUACAAAUGUGCGUACCACAAGUAACAAAUUUGUAGUGGAAAAUUCUUACAAAUAUGUAAAUUGUAUCACAAGUCUACAAUUUGUUGUAUCACAAAACUUUACAUACGCUACAUAUCUUUUCCGGAAAAUGUACUAAUUUGUAGCUGACAAUUGUUUUGUGCUACAUUAAAUUGUAGUAAUAAUUAUACAUAUAUGUAGAAUUGGACCUACAAUUUAACAAUUCUCUAAACGUGUGUCGCACCCUCUUGCUACAAUUGCUACUAUACGAAUACUAGUAAUUGCAGUAGUAUCUUUAUCAUUUUUAGCGAUUCCAACCCUUUGUAUAUAUACCUACCACGAAAUAUUUAGUUCAAGUAGCAGUGAUAGUGAUCCUAGGUGUCAUGAAUUUCAUAUAUACCUACAUACAUAUAUAAUCCCAAUUUUACUUAGCUUUAAUUUAAUUUACGACAUACUCAUAUAUACUGGACAAAAAAAUGCAUAUACUCAAAUUGAGCUUAUCUCCGUACGCCUUUUGCAAUUUUGCCACAUAGUGUCCCUUAAGUAUUUCCAAUCUUUCUCCAUUAUUCCUAAAUCAUUUAAAUUUUGCGCUUUUUCCUUCCAUUUGUUUUACAUAGUGUGCAUCAAUUUAUCACUAAAUUUACUGAAGUUUUUGUUUUCAUUUAUGAGGUUUAUAAUAUAAUGGUCAGUUUAGCUUGCAAAUCCAUUGUAAUGUCAGUUAGUAUGUAAAUGCUCGUAGAUAGAUCAAGAUCACUAUAUAAAUAUAAUUGAUAUAAUUCUUGCGUAUUGCGUAUAAAGUGAAACUACCUUCAACAUUAAAGAAGCAAAAUAAAUUAUUACAUAUUUGUAGUUGUAACAUUACAAUUUUUCGCUCGUAUAUUUACAAAUCAAUAAUUCUACAAUUAUGUAGCUGUCGUGACAUACCUUUAUUCUUUGUGAUACGCUUUAGCAAAAUAGUACAUUACUACAGAG
Molecule: messenger RNA, 5946 nt
Organism: Cydia fagiglandana
Lineage: Eukaryota; Metazoa; Arthropoda; Insecta; Lepidoptera; Tortricidae
Product: protein toll-like
Exons: 9
Coding region: 255-3359 (1034 amino acids)
Biological process (GO): innate immune response; toll-like receptor signaling pathway; inflammatory response
Cellular component (GO): plasma membrane
Molecular function (GO): transmembrane signaling receptor activity; protein binding
Source: RefSeq, a predicted model, not a curated record